AUGAAGUGGUUGAUGCUGAUAUUGGCUUGCUUCCAGCUGUCAGAGGGAAUAGUGAAAGUCCCUCUGACAAAGGGCAAGUCUAUUCGGGAGGUGAUGAAAGAGAAAGGUGUGCUGGAAGAUUAUCUGAAACAUCAUAAUCUUGAUCCAGCCAGGAGAUACCACUUCAAUGAGUACAAUGUUGCUUAUGAACCAAUGGCAUACAUGGAUGCAUCAUACUAUGGACAAAUCAGCAUUGGAACCCCACCUCAGAACUUCCUGGUAUUGUUUGACACUGGGUCUUCCAAUCUUUGGGUUCCUUCUGUCUAUUGCAACACCCAGGCUUGCACUAGCCAUGCCAGAUUCAAUCCCAGCCAGUCUUCAACCUACUCUACCAAUGGGCAGACCUUCUUCCUGCAAUAUGGCAGUGGCAACCUUGCAGGAUUUUUUGGCUAUGACACUUUGAGACUGCAGAACAUUGUCGUCACUAACCAAGAGUUUGGUCUGAGUAAAAAUGAGCCUGGUGCCAACUUCAUUUAUGCUGAGUUUGAUGGCAUUCUGGGUAUGGCCUACCCAUCUCUAGCAGUUGGGGGUGCUACUACUGCUUUAGAGAAGAUGUUACAGGAAAACUUGCUAUCACAGCCAGUUUUCAGCUUCUAUCUGAGUCGCCAACCAAACUCUCAAUAUGGUGGUGAGGUUGUGUUUGGAGGUGUGGACACUCGUCUUUACUCUGGACAGAUCUAUUGGGCUCCAGUCACCCAGGAACUUUAUUGGCAGAUUGGAAUUCAGGAGUUUUCUAUUGGAGGACAAGCUACUGGAUGGUGCAGUCAAGGCUGCCAGGCUAUUGUGGACACUGGGACUUCCCUCCUCACUGUUCCCCAGCAGUACAUGAACAAUUUCUUGAAUGCUGUGGGUGCUCAACAGAAUCAGUAUGGACAGUAUGCAGUUAAUUGCAACAAUGUUCAGAAUCUUCCUACCAUCUCCUUCACCAUCAAUGGAGUUUCAUUCCCUCUGCCUCCCUCUGCUUACAUUCUCAACAACAAUGGCUACUGCACAGUUGGGAUUGAGCCCACGUAUCUGCCCUCCCAAAAUGGACAGCCUCUUUGGAUCCUUGGAGAUGUCUUUCUCAGAGAGUACUAUUCUGUCUAUGACAUGGGCAACAACAGGGUUGGCUUUGCUACUGCUGCCUAGGCCUGGCUGUUUGUUUUUCUGAACUGGAAAGGAUUCUUUAAAAUAUGUUUGGUCUCUUCUGUUACAACGUCUUCCCUUUAAAGUCCUUACAGAGAAGGAAAGGGUUGUUUAAAUUCCACCUACACCUCUAUUAAUAGGUUCUUUCUUUUCUUUUAAACUUGUAUUGGACAAUUCCUUUUGACUUCUCUGUACUCUGGGAGCCAUGAUUUUCUUCUUUACUUGAAUCACUGGCUGGUACUCUGAUCAUAUUUGUGGCAGACUGGA
Messenger RNA from Sceloporus undulatus (fence lizard), 1431 nucleotides. RefSeq names its product gastricsin-like. The record is from RefSeq and is a predicted model, not a curated record. Gene Ontology annotation, biological process: proteolysis. The transcript has 9 exons. Gene Ontology annotation, molecular function: aspartic-type endopeptidase activity. NCBI's taxonomy places the organism in Eukaryota, Metazoa, Chordata, Lepidosauria, Squamata, Phrynosomatidae. Bases 1 to 1167 code for a protein of 388 amino acids.